This is a messenger RNA of Moesziomyces antarcticus, 954 nucleotides long. Its product is annotated as ribonuclease CAF1. Gene Ontology annotation, cellular component: CCR4-NOT core complex; P-body; CCR4-NOT complex. Bases 1 to 954 code for a protein of 317 amino acids. Lineage: Eukaryota; Fungi; Basidiomycota; Ustilaginomycetes; Ustilaginales; Ustilaginaceae. The record is from RefSeq and is a predicted model, not a curated record. The transcript has 3 exons. Gene Ontology annotation, molecular function: poly(A)-specific ribonuclease activity; nucleic acid binding.
AUGGCGGGAAGAAUACGAGAAGUAUGGGCGGAAAACCUGGAGAUCGAGAUGGCUCUGCUGCGCGAGACGAUCGACAAAUACCCAUAUGUUGCCAUGGACACCGAGUUCCCCGGCAUCGUGGCGCGGCCAAUAGGAACAUUCAAGGGCUCGUCAGAUUACCACUACCAGACGCUGCGCUGCAACGUGGAUCUGCUCAAGCUCAUCCAACUCGGCAUCACCCUCUGCGACGAGAAUGGCAAUCUGCCACCUGACGUCUGCACAUGGCAGUUCAACUUCCGAUUCAGCAUCAACGACGACAUGUGCGCACCCGACUCGCUGGACCUCUUGACCAAAGCCGGACUUGACUUUGACCGACACGAGAGGAUGGGCAUCGAUGUGGAGCAUUUUGGCGAGCUGCUCAUCACAUCAGGGCUUGCGCUGUUUGACGAUGUCAAGUGGGUGUCGUUUCACAGUGGCUACGACUUUGGCUACCUGCUCAAGGUGGUGACGUGCAGUCCUCUGCCGGCGCAGGAGGCCGACUUCUUUGCGCUGCUGCGCGUGUGGUUCCCGUUCAUCUACGACAUCAAGUUUCUCAUGCGAAGCUGCAAGACGCUCAAGGGCGGCCUGCAGGACGUGGCCGACGAUCUGCAAGUGAGUCGUAUCGGGCAGCAGCACCAGGCGGGUAGCGACAGCCUGCUCACGGCAACGACGUUCUUCAAGAUGCGCCAAAAGUACUUUGAUGGAUCGAUCGACGACUCCAAGUAUCUUGGAUGCCUGUACGGCUUCUCGUCGAGCUCGUCGCAUGCCAACGGCAUGGUGCACUACACGCAGGGGCGGCCCGUCUCGGUGCAAAGCUUCCACGAUGGUUCCUCGAUCCCGCGCUCGGUGUCGGGCGGAUACGCGGCGGCCGGCGGAUACGGCUCCAACUUUGGCAGCCCGUUCAAGUCGAGUCUGAGCACUUCGACCGAGCGCUGA